AUGACUACUCUCAAGGCUGGUGACGCUUUCCCCGGUGACGUGGUGUUCAAGUAUAUCCCAUGGACCGAGGAAAGUGAUGAUAUCACUUCCUGUGGCAUUCCCAUCAACUACAAUGCAUCCAAGGAGUGGGCCAACAAGAAGGUCGUUCUAUUCUCCGUGCCCGGCGCCUUUACCCCCACCUGCUCCGUCAACCACAUGCCGGGCUACAUCCAGAACCUGCCCAAGCUCCGCGAGAAGGGAGUCGACAUUGUCGCCGUGCUCGCCUUCAACGAUCCCUUUGUCAUGAGCGCCUGGGGCAAGGCUAACCAAGUCCAGAACAACGAGAUUCUCUUCCUGUCGGACCCCGAUGCCAAGUUCUCCAAGAGCAUUGGUUGGGCCGACAAUGCUUCCGGUCGCACCGGUCGCUACGCCAUUGUUGUUGACCACGGAAAGGUCCGAUAUGCCGAUAUUGAGACCGAGAAGGGUGCUGUCAAGAAAUCGAGUGCCGACACCGUUCUGGCGUCACUGUAA
This is a messenger RNA of Penicillium waksmanii, 510 nucleotides long. RefSeq names its product peroxiredoxin family protein. The record is from RefSeq and is a predicted model, not a curated record. Gene Ontology annotation, cellular component: peroxisome; cytoplasm; mitochondrion. NCBI's taxonomy places the organism in Eukaryota, Fungi, Ascomycota, Eurotiomycetes, Eurotiales, Aspergillaceae. Gene Ontology annotation, molecular function: thioredoxin peroxidase activity. Bases 1 to 510 code for a protein of 169 amino acids. The transcript is spliced from 5 exons. Gene Ontology annotation, biological process: cell redox homeostasis; cellular response to oxidative stress; hydrogen peroxide catabolic process.